CCCAGGACUUGAAGCUGUUUUUGCUUUUCCCCAGCAAGCAGUUUCCUUGCUGUCACAGCAAUCUUGGAGUCCUGAAUAAAAUCAUGUAAACUGCAACUCAACUCCAAUUUGUCUUUCAUAAAUGUGGAGGCUCCAGUGAGGUAUAGAAGGCUCUCCCCUGGGGCUGCGGGCUCCAGCAACCCACCAGGUGAGGUGCCCAGGAAAGACCCCUUGUGUCUGGUGCUGGACCACUGUGACCCCACACCCCCCAGGGGAGAGAUAUAGACAACGAUUGAUACAUGGAAAAGGAUAAACGUUUGAAAAGGAGGACUUCCAUAUCCCAAAGAUGUCCGCUGAGCUGGCUGUGUGGAUGCACAUGCAGUACAGACACAGAGCUAGAGCGUAUUUCUUUGAAACCAUCUGGGACACCAAUGCCAACUAUGGCUAUCCAGGAACCUUUUCUAGAAGAAAUGCAUGUGUAUUCCCCUUAUGGGAUCCCAGCGACCAUCAAAAUACAAGGUCAGCAACCGCCAAAGAUGCACCCAAGACAAGAAACAGCAACAAGGAGCAUUCUUGUGCCCUUCGUUGUCCAUCUUCAAAGCACCAGAGUGCCACGUUCCAGCCACACGUUGUCCUCUCCACGGUCUGCAUCCCCACGGCACCCAGGGCUCCUUCGAGCCUGCCUCGUCCGACAAGCACGUCUUACCUGCACAACAGUUUUCCAGGAAGUAUUUCCUCAGAAGAGAAGCCACUGGUGUCCUCCUUGGCUACUAAUCUCGGUUCGGGGAUUAAAACAGAUUGUAAAUAUAAUCAGUUUCUGGGACCUGGAGGAAAUGUGGAUGUUGAGUUAACCGAUGAAAGUGGAAACAGAUACAGCGUCCGCCUCCCGGCUGCCGGCUCGUACCUGUGGCGGGCCGCGGGCCUGGGCUUCGUGGUGCGGGCGGCCGUGACCCUGCAGGUGGCGUUUGCGUCUUGGGAUCCGCACCUGGCCCCGGUGCUGCAGGACCCCGAGCGCUGGAUGGUGGCGGGCCCCUUGUUCGACGUGGCGGCGGAGCCCGGGGAGGCCGUGGCCGAAAUCCACCUGCCCCACUUCGUCUCCCUGCAAGCAGGUGCGGUCGACGUCGCCUGGUUCCAGGUCGCCCAUUUUAAGGAGGAAGGGAUGAUCCUGGAGCAGCCGGCGCGCGUGGAGCCUUUCCACGCCGCCCUGGAGAACCCCAGCUUCUCGCUGAUGGGGGUUCUGCUCCGGAUCGCCAGCGGCACCCGCCUCUCGGUGCCCAUCACUUCCAGCACGCUCGUCUAUCACCACGCACAUCCCGAGGACAGUAAAUUCCACUUGUACCUUAUCCCCAGCGACUCCUUACUAAGGAAGGCAAUAGAUGAGGAGGAGGCUGCUUUCUCUGGCGUGCGGCUUCAGAUCUCACCCCCACUGGAACCCGUGAACUUUGGUUCCCGUUACAUCGUGUCUGGUUCUGCACACCUGGAAAUAAUUCCCAAGGCACUGAGAUUAUCCUACAGAAGCCCAGGAGAAAUUCAGCCUUUCACGAAAGUCUAUGCUGGGCAGAUGAAGGAACAAAUCCAACUUAAAAUUACUGACGAAAGACAUGGGACUUUGGUUUGGGAGACCUUGGUGAAGCCAGUGGAUCUUCAGUUUGGUGCUGCAUCAGCCCCUCCCGCUUUCUCAGGCGCAGCCUUCGUGAAGGAGAACCUGCGGCACCUCCAAGCCAGGCUGGGGGACCUGAGCGGGGUGCUGGAUGACCUCCAGGACAGCGAGGUCCUCACUGAGAAUGAGAAGGAGCUGGUGGAGCAGGCGCAGACCCAGCAGAGGAGGAACGAGACCCUGCUGAGGUUCGUGAGGAACAAAGGGGACCAGGCCCUGGAGAAGCUCUACAGGAGCCUCAGUGAAAGAGACCCUUACCUCGUGUCCUACCUCAAGCAGCCGAGUUUGUCACAGUGACCCAGACAGAUCCUCGGUGUGCAGGAAAGAAUUAGCCUUCCCCAAAUAAAGAUUUGACCUUU
This is a messenger RNA of Choloepus didactylus (southern two-toed sloth), 1995 nucleotides long. RefSeq names its product caspase recruitment domain family member 8 (gene CARD8). Lineage: Eukaryota; Metazoa; Chordata; Mammalia; Pilosa; Megalonychidae. Gene Ontology annotation, molecular function: cysteine-type endopeptidase activator activity involved in apoptotic process. The record is from RefSeq and is a predicted model, not a curated record. Gene Ontology annotation, biological process: regulation of apoptotic process; regulation of canonical NF-kappaB signal transduction. Gene Ontology annotation, cellular component: NLRP3 inflammasome complex.